This is a messenger RNA of Syzygium oleosum, 979 nucleotides long. RefSeq lists its product as uncharacterized. The record is from RefSeq and is a predicted model, not a curated record. The coding region runs from base 301 to 738 and encodes 145 amino acids. NCBI's taxonomy places the organism in Eukaryota, Viridiplantae, Streptophyta, Magnoliopsida, Myrtales, Myrtaceae. The transcript is spliced from 2 exons.
CAUUGACGUAGCCCCCACCCCCCAUUAUUCCACACCAUACCACCACCACCGCCCUCCUCUCUGUUCUCUCUUUCCUCUUAUAACUUCCCCCGCCCCACCCUCUCCUUCCACCCUUCCUCCAUGCUGCUGCUUCUCUUGGAAGUCACAUGGAGGCGCGACCGACUCGGGCCCUCCUCUUCCGUCCCUCGUAGCAAACAACAAGAACAAGGAAGGAAGGAGCAGCCAAGAAAGGAAGACGGGGCCCUUCCCCUUCGUCUCGCGUCUCGCCCGGCCUCUCGUCAGUUAACUUGAGCCAGUCAAAUGCAAGAUUCGAGAAUGAUAUUUGCUGAGGAAGUUUCGGAUGUAAAGCCACGGAAGAAAAAAGCUCCUUCAAGAAAGGCAACUCUACUCCCGUUGCAAGGUAAUGGUGUCCAUGGGGUUCAACAGCUGAAGGGUGCUCCAGCAGCGAAGACUGGACAGAAAUCCUCCAAAAGAAACCCGAAGAAUGAUGCCUCCAUGUUGCUUCAUCAGCAAGAGAGAUCAAAUUCAGAUUCAUUGCCGGACUCUUCUACAUCCGGGGAUGAGUAUCGUGCACUGAGGAGGAGAUAUUUGCUUCUAGAGGAAGAAAGCUUUUCCUUGGGGAACGAGUUGAGAGAUGUUGAGAAAGAAGUUAAGGUGCUCGAAGAGGAAAAAUUUGCACUGCUGGAUAAACUUGUGGUGCUAGAAGGCUUGAUUGAUCCCUCAGAGUUGCAGGUGUAGGGCCUACACUAAAUAGUAUAUCGAGAUGUGAUAAUUGGCAGACAAAGAAGACGGUCUAUUUAGUACAAAUGAUGAUAUCCUUGUUCAUAGUAGUGCUUGACGUCUCAGUUAAGUCGCCCACUUAAAACUUGGGAGAGAGCAAAUGCUAAAGUUAGUCACAGUUUGGGUUCUAACUGAUUUGAACACCAAUGUUGUAAUGGUUUCGUGUCAAAAGUUAUAGUUCCAAAUAUCUUUGUUAUUA